CUAUGCCUGUUGCAGCCGUUUUCGAGAUCUCCCAUUGGCUAAAGGAAAAUUCUGUUGCUCACGAUUUUGGUAUAAAAGGAACCAACCAAGGUUCCUGGCUCUCUUUUCUUCUCUUCUCUUCCUGGUUCUCCACCGGCUCUCUUCACUCAUAUCGCGGUUAGAAAGAAGUACAGCAACGAGAUCUCCAAAACGGCGUCAACGCGAUCACAACUCAAGGUUCAUAUUUACUUCUCCCUCACUCUAAAUCCAAUAGCUUAGUAAUUAACUAUCCAAUUAGUAAUUGAAUUUCCGACUCACAUUCCUUUUCCGACCAUUUAAAUUAUCCUUAAAUCGCAAAACGCACACGACUUGAGUCCCUGGGGUAAAUUGCUUAAAUGCAUUGACUCCAAAAACUAAAAUAUUAACGUUACAUCCCGUAACAGUAUAGAUCGUAUGCACUGUGUGGAUGGUGGUGUCAUUAAAAAAAUUUUAACAUUACUGACUGACGCUAAAUAUAAGAACAAUGUAAUUUCAUUGUACGCUGUUAUUGAUGAGAUAAAUAGUCGAUUAACGGCUAUCAAACCACCGAAGUUUAUUCAUCGUAUGCCACGUUCAAUUGUAGAUUUGAUUCAUUGGAAAAUAUCAGAACUGAAAAUAUUUUGUUUUUACUACUCUAUACCUAUCUUUGAAGGAAUCAUGCGUUUAGACUAUUUUGAAUAUUUUUUAAGAUUGAUAAUAGCAUUGUCUAUUUUAAAUUCAGAUUUUAUUACAGAAGAUAUGAUAGAAAUAGCACGAGAUUUAUUGCACAGAUUUGUAAAAGAAUUUCAAUUCUUGUAUGGUAUUCAAUUCUGUUCUAUUAAUUUACAUCAAUUGCUGCAUUUAUCCGACUGUAUACGAAUUCUUGGUCCGUUAUGGGCCUAUACAUGUUACGAAUAUGAGAAUUUAAAUGGUCAAUUAUUAAAAUUAAUACACGGUACUUGCCAUAUCGAUACUCAAAUAGUACAAUCACAAUAUCAAUUCAUAAAAAUGAUAAGAUUUACUGAAUUAUUACCUGAUGGAGAUGUUCGUAAUUUUUGUUUACGGAAAAAAAAGCAAGUAAAGAUAAUAGAACCGGUGCAUGAACAUUGUUAUAGUGUAGGCGUUUAUAAAAAUUUUACUGAAAUAUCAGAUAUUGUUUUCGAUGCAAUGCAACGUACUGGCUUAUUAGUUAAUAACAUUACACUAUGGCAAUAUUUUAGGCUUUUAAGACAUAAUAAAAUAUAUGUAUCAGAAAUGUAUAAAGAAAAUUUGCAAACACAAUCUUCAGUCAUACAAUAUUUAGACAAUAGUCAAGUUAAGUUUGGUUUAAUGUAUUGUUUUAUUAAAGUGUCCCAUUGUAAUUGUAUGCAAGCAAUAUGUGACUGUGAUAGGCAACAUUAUGCAAUUAUUCACGAAAUUGUUAGCGAUGAAGUAUUUGUUGCGCAAGAAAAUCAGUGUAUGUACACUAGCAAAUUAUUUUUACAUAAGUGUUAUGAAACGAAUAUUGCAAAAGCUAUUUUAGUGGAAAAGCUUAUAACAACUUAUAUUUAUAUAAAAGUAAAAGAAAAAUCAUACAUUGCUGUACCUAUUAAUAAAGAAGAACUUGAAUAA
This is a messenger RNA of Ooceraea biroi (clonal raider ant), 1608 nucleotides long. RefSeq lists its product as uncharacterized. The record is from RefSeq and is a predicted model, not a curated record. NCBI's taxonomy places the organism in Eukaryota, Metazoa, Arthropoda, Insecta, Hymenoptera, Formicidae.